AGGUCACUCUUUCAAAGCCUGGAAUAAAAACUGCAGCCAACUUCCGAGGCGGUCUCAUUGCCCAGCUGCCCCUAGCCUGUGACAGGUUCCAUCCGCCCUCCUUGACCCGCUCCGGGAGACCCUUUCCCAGAGGCUACUGUAUCCCUCGGUUUCAUCCGGCAGACCAUGGACAACUUUUGGUGGCACGCAGCUUGGGGACUUUGCCUCUUGCAGCUGAGCCUGGCGCAGCCCCAGAUCGAUUUGAAUAUAACCUGCCGAUACGCAGGAGUGUAUCACGUGGAGAAAAAUGGCCGCUACAGCAUCUCACGAACUGAGGCAGCUGACCUGUGCCUGGCUUUCAAUAGCACCUUGCCCACCAUGACCCAGAUGGAGAAGGCCCUGAGCAUGGGCUUUGAAACAUGCAGGUACGGCUUCAUAGAUGAGUCCGUGGUAAUCCCAAGGAUCAACCCCAAUGCCAUCUGUGCAGCCAACCACACAGGAGUGUAUGUCCUCACGUCGUCCAACACCUCCCGCUACGACACAUAUUGUUUCAACGCCUCAGCUCCUCUCGAAGAAGACUGUACGUCAGUCACAGACCUACCCAACUCCUUCGAAGGACAGGUCACCAUAACUAUUGUCAAUCGUGAUGGUACCCGCUACAGCAAGAAGGGCGAGUAUAGGACACACCAAGAAGACAUUGAUGCCUCAAACACGAUGGAUGAGGAUGUCAGCAGCGGAUCCUCCAGCGAGAGGAGCACCUCAGAAGGCUACAUUUUCCACACUAACCUUCCCACUGAACACCCGACUGGAGACCAGGAGGAUGACUUUUUCACCAUGACCAUCCAGACCACCAUUGCCUCAACUGUGUACUCAAACAGCCAUGCAGCAGCUCAGAAACAAAAUAAUUGGAUGUGGUUUUGGUUUGGUAAUUCACAAUCCACGACUCAGACUCAGGAGCCCACAACGACAGCAACUACAGCCUUGAUGACCACCUCAGAAACACCACCCAAGAGGCAAGAAGCCCAGAACUGGUUUUCAUGGUUUUUUCAACCAUCAGAGUCCAAGAGUCAUCUUCAUACAACAACGAAGAUGCCUGGUACGGAGUCAAAUACCAGCCCAGCAAGCUGGGAGCCAAAUGAGGAAAACGAAGAUGAAACAGACAAAUCCCCCAGUUUUUCUGGAUCAGGCAUUGAUGAUGAUGAAGAUUUUAUCUCCAGCACCAUUGCAUCCACUCCACGGGUUUCUGACCACACAAAACAGAACCAGGACAAGACCCAGUGGGAGCCAAUCCAAUCGAAUCCAGAAGUAGUACUUCAGACAACCACCAAGAUGACUGAUAGAGACAGAAACAGCACUGUUGCUCAUGGAGAGAACUGGACCCAGGAACCACAGCCUCCUUUCAAUCACCAUGAGUAUCAGGAUGAAGAGGAAACCCCACAUGCUACAAGCACAACCUGGGCAGCUACUAAUAGUACAACAGAAGAAGCAGCUACUCAGCAGAAGUGGUUUGAGAAUGGAUGGCAGGGGAAGUACCCUCCCACAGCGAGUGAAGACUCCCAUGUGAAAGAAGGGACAACUGUCACAACAGCCUCAGCCCACAACAACCAUCCAAGUCACAGAAUGACAACACAGAGUCAAGACGAUGUCUCCUGGACUGAUUUCUUCGACCCAAUCUCACAUCCAAUGGGACAAGGUCAUCAAACAGAAAGGAAGGAUAUGGACUCCAGUCACAGUACAACCCUUCAGGCCACUGAAGCUCCAAGUACCCACUUGGUGGAAGACUUGAACAGGACAGGACCACUUUCAGUGACAACUUCACAAAGUCAUUCUCAGAACUUCUCUACAUCACAUGGAGAGCUGGAAGAAGACAAAGACCAUACAACAACUCCUAUUCCGCCAACUAGCACUAGGAGUGGUAAAGAUGGAAGAAGAGGUGCAAGUCUUCCCAAAGAAGCAACCACUUCACUGGAAGGCUAUACCCAUCAUUAUCCAGACACAGUGGAAAAUGGGACUCUCAUCCCAGUGACCCCUGCUAAUACUGGGGUCUUUGGAGAAAUGACUGAAAUGACUGUUGCUGCAGACUCCGACUUUAAUGUUGAUGGUUCCCGACCAGGAGACGGAGAUUCAUUCAUCGACACCAGUGGGGGUUCCCGCACUGUGACUCAUGGAUCUGAAGUAGCUGGACACUCAAGUGGGAAUCAAGAUGGUGGGGUGAAUACAACUUCUGGUCCUGUGAGGAAACCUCAGAUUCCAGAAUGGCUCAUCAUCUUGGCAUCCCUCCUGGCACUGGCUCUGAUCCUUGCUGUUUGCAUUGCUGUCAACAGUAGGAGAAGGUGUGGGCAGAAGAAAAAGCUGGUGAUCAACAGCGGCAAUGGAACGAUGGAGGAUAGGAAGCCAAGUGAGCUCAACGGAGAGGCCAGCAAGUCUCAGGAAAUGGUACAUUUGGUGAAUAAGGAGCCAUCAGAGACUCCAGACCACUAUAUGACAGCUGAUGAGACCCGGAAUCUGCAGAACGUGGACAUGAAGAUUGGGGUGUAAUGCCUACACCAUUAACUUGAAAAGACACCACAAUUGGAGACAUGCCAUUACUGGGAGCUGGGACCCUUAACAGAUGCAAUGUGCUACUGAUUGUUUUUAUUGGGGAUAUUUUUUAGCAUAAAAUUUUCUAUUCCUUUUUUUGUUUUUGUUUUUUAAAGUCUGUUCCAAUUUAUGAAAAUAGCAUUGCUUUCUGAAAUGAGGGCCCAAAGAAUAUGCCAUUAAGAUUUUGACUCUUCCAGCUCCUUCCUAGAGGCCUUGAAUUCCCAGGGCGUGCUCCAGAUGGUUUCUAUCAAAUGCAUAUUCUUGAUCCCUAUUGAACCUUCUCCCUACCCUUAGUCCCAGGUAACAGCCACUAGCUAAGGACUUUCCCCAGAGCUUAGAGGGAUUGGUCUCUGGGAGGAAAUCUGAAUGGGUCCAUAUUGCCUAUCCAGCAGUCCAAUCCUUGGGCAUUGCUUUCCAGUGGGCUGGGAGAUCAGGUGUACUGGUUACACACCCUCUUUAUAGUUUCCCCUCUGUUGGAAAAUUUUCAGAUGCUUCUGAGAGAUCCCCAAAGGGUGAUGCUAUUUAUCUGUAGUAAGCUAUUUAUCUUUGUUUUUGAAAUAUCAAACCCUGGAGGUCCUUUGUUCAGAACAAUUUGUUUUUAUUUUUUGUUUUUGUUUGUUUAGGUUAUUUUUGUCAGAAGCAUAACAGGGUAUAAGUUGAUCUAAUAAAUACCUGUCCAUCUUCCAUCUUGA
This is a messenger RNA of Meriones unguiculatus (Mongolian gerbil), 3251 nucleotides long. RefSeq names its product CD44 molecule (Indian blood group) (gene Cd44). Gene Ontology annotation, cellular component: macrophage migration inhibitory factor receptor complex; plasma membrane; basolateral plasma membrane. Bases 166 to 2517 code for a protein of 783 amino acids. Gene Ontology annotation, biological process: inflammatory response; positive regulation of ERK1 and ERK2 cascade; cell adhesion. Gene Ontology annotation, molecular function: cytokine receptor activity; hyaluronic acid binding. The transcript has 19 exons. The record is from RefSeq and is a predicted model, not a curated record. NCBI's taxonomy places the organism in Eukaryota, Metazoa, Chordata, Mammalia, Rodentia, Muridae.